Colletotrichum siamense is the source of this 1620-nucleotide messenger RNA. It is a transcript of the gene lepB-1, whose product is annotated as Transcription factor lepE. Gene Ontology annotation, molecular function: RNA polymerase II cis-regulatory region sequence-specific DNA binding; DNA-binding transcription activator activity, RNA polymerase II-specific; zinc ion binding. The transcript has 3 exons. Gene Ontology annotation, cellular component: nucleus. The coding region runs from base 1 to 1620 and encodes 539 amino acids. Lineage: Eukaryota; Fungi; Ascomycota; Sordariomycetes; Glomerellales; Glomerellaceae. Gene Ontology annotation, biological process: DNA-templated transcription; regulation of transcription by RNA polymerase II. The record is from RefSeq and is a predicted model, not a curated record.
AUGGGAGAAGCUGAAGAGUUUGAGCCAGUGUUGGCCUGGUUCUCAGCAUACACCGAGGCCAAGGACCCCGCCAAAGAACCACCUUUUCAAAAUGCCGCAACCCAAGUCCUUGCUGUGGAAACCGACAGUUUGUAUCAAAAUUGCCUAUCACCCAGCUUGAUGCCUCCGUCUCGAGAAGUUGCCGACGCAAUGGUCGAUGCCUACCUCAAUUCAUUUGAGUUGGUGCAUCGGAUUUUACACAUACCUACCUUUUGGACCGAGUACCACGAGUUCUGGGAUCAUCCGGAAACCACAACUAUGGAUAUCCGUCUGAAAAUACUGCUCGUCAUCGGCAUGGGUUCAAGCCUGUCGGAACAUGGAAAUGUCACGCUCCGGCAAACGGCAACCCAUUGGGUCUACGCGGCUCAAAACUGGCUGUCUGGGCCUUUGGAGAAAGACAGACUUGGCAUAACAGGUCUUCAAGUCCAUUGUCUCACGAUGCUCGCGCGCCAAAUAUUCUCGGUCGGCGGAGAUCUGAUAUGGAUGUCCAUGGGGUCACUCAUUCACCGAGCUAUGCAGAUUGGCCUGCACCGAGACCCCAAGCAUUUGCCGAAAAUGUCGUUUCUUCAGGCGGAGCUACGAAGAAGAUUGUGGGCAACCAUUCUCGAGCUGGUUGUACAGUCAUCUUUGGAUUCCGCUAUGCCCCCAAGACUAUCGUUUAGUGAGUUCGAUACAGAGGCCCCAUCGAAUAUCAAUGACGAUGAGAUGGACGAGUCAACCGACAUAGUUGAGCCCCAUCCGCGACGUGUGUUCACGAAUACCUCACUUCAACUACUGCUACUAGACAGUCUUCCAACCCGCUUGAAGAUUCUUCAAUUACUGAACGAUCUACACUCAGAACUCUCUUACACAGAUGCCCUUGCCCUUAGCGACGAGAUCACCACGGCUUGUAGAGAAAACAUGGCGUUUGGUAAACGAUCUGAGGCCCGAGAGAUAACCACUUUCCAUCGAAAUCUCGUAGACUACUUGGUACGGCGCUUCAUGUUACCCCUGCACUGUCCUUUCGCCAGCAAAGCGCGGUCGAACCCCUUAUUCCACUACUCGAUUAGAGCCAGCCUAGACGCUUCUAUGGCAAUCAUUUCUCCGGAACCUGACGAUAAUUUCUCUCGGCUGACGGCGCUGUCUGGUGGUCUUUUCAGGGAAGGAUUUAGGUAUGCCAUAGCGACUAUUAGUUUGGAAUUCCUUGCCGUGGCGAAAUCGCAGCAGGUGGAUGGGACCAUUCAUCGAGACGAUCGUUACAGAGCGCUCCUGAAGAGUUCGGUCAAAGACUUGAUUGAGAUGUCAGCUGAGAGAAUUCGACAAGGAGAUACUAAUAUCAAAGGCCAUAUGUUUCUCAGCAUGAUUGUAGCUCAAGUCGAAGCAAUGGAGGAGAGUCACUCUGGGGAACACAUGAUCGCACAGUCUGCGAAGAACAGCCUUGACUUCUGUAACUCUGUACUCCAGAGAAGACUAGAAAGUGUUCCAUCGCCAUGGAGCACUGAUACAUCCACGAUGGCAGCGGAUCGUGAGGGACAGGAAGCGUUCGCGAUAGACUGGGCCUUUGAUUUCUUUCUACCAGACACAGACUUUGCUGCUUCUUAG